AUGUCCCUCCCCGCCUCGCUCCCCCUCGGCUUCAUCCCCCUUCCCCGUCCUCUCACCCAUCACCUUGCCCCUCCUACACCCGAACCCUUACCUCUCCUACUUAACGGUUACGGCCAACCAUUCAUAGCCUACUUCGGCAGCGACACGCCGAAAUGGCAACGCCACAAGAGCAUCACCUCCCUUUUUAGCACCGAAGAUACAUCGUCGCAAGCAAUCGAUGAACCACAAGUGCCUACCGAGCUCGGACUCGGCGAACGGAUCACGAUAUUUCCGGUGGACAAGGAGUGGGAUGCGUACCUUAACGGGCAGAGGAGAGGGUCCGAGAUUGUUGAGAUUUUGUUGAGGAGGGUGGCAGGGGAGAGUACGGGGCGUGAAGAGGGGCAACCUGCGGACAGAGCUGGACCGGGAUCGUCAAAUGUGCAGGCUCGUCCGACGCCGAGCAUCCAGUCUUCUCAGCCUCCGUCUGCGCCUACACCUCAGUCUCAACAGCAUGCGAGAACUCAGUCUCAGCUUCCACCCCAGCCCAUUCCCCAACAUCAGCCACAUCCUCGUCCUCAGCCCCGUCCUUCCAAUGCAGUUGCUGGUCCCAGCUCAGGCGCGACAAGCACCGCACCACAAGCAUCUUCGUCACGCGGGUCCCGAAAGUCACUGCAGAAGGAACCUCCUACAGCACCCAAGAAGUCGUCGAAGAAAUCACCGAAAGCAUCCCUCUUGAAGAACGCGCCAAAAAGGAAGUCACCGCUCUCGAAGCCGCCACUCAUGAUGCCACCGCCACCGCCGCUGCCGAUGCCAAUGCUAUUCCCGAUACCAGGACCGAGUCAAAGCUCGAGCUCGACGAUGAUCUUCCCUGGCCCGAAUCCUAUUCCCGCGACGGCGAUGACGAUGAUGCUGCCGACUCCUAGUCCAAGUCCUAGGAAGGGUAGGAAGAGGAGCCCAAGUCCGUCUCCGAGUUCCACCCCUACGAAGAGGAAGAGGUAUACGACUCCUCCCAGUCCCAGUCCCAAUCCCAAUCAGUCGACGUCGAUGAUGCCGCCGACUCCCAGUCCUACUCCGAAGAAGAAGAGAGCGAGGACUGAGGCUGAGGGGAGUGGGAGCCCGAGUCCGAGCUCGAGGGGUACCGGGGCGGGUGGUAGUAGGAAUAGCAGUGGGAUGAUGGAGAAGGUUUUGGAUUCGGAGGAUAUGGCGAGUUGGUUUGUGAUGGAGCGAGGACAUUGA
This is a messenger RNA of Stereum hirsutum FP-91666 SS1, 1215 nucleotides long. RefSeq lists its product as uncharacterized. The transcript has a single exon. NCBI's taxonomy places the organism in Eukaryota, Fungi, Basidiomycota, Agaricomycetes, Russulales, Stereaceae. The record is from RefSeq and is a predicted model, not a curated record. Bases 1 to 1215 code for a protein of 404 amino acids.